Messenger RNA from Patiria miniata (bat star), 2413 nucleotides. It is a transcript of the gene isyna1, whose product is annotated as inositol-3-phosphate synthase 1-A-like. The record is from RefSeq and is a predicted model, not a curated record. Gene Ontology annotation, molecular function: inositol-3-phosphate synthase activity. Gene Ontology annotation, cellular component: cytoplasm. Lineage: Eukaryota; Metazoa; Echinodermata; Asteroidea; Valvatida; Asterinidae. Bases 367 to 2040 code for a protein of 557 amino acids. Gene Ontology annotation, biological process: phospholipid biosynthetic process; inositol biosynthetic process. The transcript is spliced from 13 exons.
ACAAGCUAUGUUAUCGUUGACGAAAGUUACAGAGUCUGUGCACAGACUACUAGACAUGGCGUGAUGAUCGUACGACGGUAAAUUUGCAUGAUGCGUUAAUGAUGAAUUGCUGAUUUUUCUUAAAUUUUAACGGAAAAACUGGUGAGAAUUUUGCACUGAUCUUCCUCGAGGUAUAUUGAUACAAGAAACUACACAAAGGUGCACAGUCUGAGCUCGCACGUAUUUGGUUACACCUCGAUCUUUGGUCGUCAGAUCCACUCACUGAAUCAGAAGCAAUCUGUACUCCAGCCUGCUGCCAGCAGUCAUCUUCACGAGAGAAAAGGGGACAACUCGUUUCCAACUGAGAUCUUGUUGGGAUAAACAGCCAUGGCUGCCUUCACCGUUGACAGCCCUAGUGUGACGUACACGGACGACUUCAUCGAGUCGGACUACACCUACCAGACCACACGCGUCCAGAGAGACAGUGGCGGAAUCAAGGUUACACCUGUUAGCACGCAGGUGACGUUUCGCACGGAGCGUCGCAAGCCGCGCCUGGGCUGCAUGCUGGUGGGAUGGGGAGGCAACAACGGGACGACGGUCACGGCCGCUGUGAUCGCCAACCAGAAAAAGAUGAGCUGGCACACCAAAGAAGGAGUCCAGCAUGCCAAUUUCUACGGAUCCCUGACCCAGGCGUCGACCUUGUCGCUAGGCAGCGGAGGAGACGGUGAGGUCUUCAUUCCCUUCAAAGGCAUCUUACCGAUGGUGGAACCCACCGACAUCUUAUUUGAUGGUUGGGACAUCUCAUCCAUGAACCUGGCCGACGCCAUGCAGCGAGCCCAGGUACUAGACUACGAACUCCAGCAGAAGCUCCGCCCCUACAUGAAGAGCCUUAAGCCCCGCCCCUCCAUCUACACACCUUCUUUCAUCGCAGCCAAUCAGAAGGACCGAGCCAACAAUGUGCUGUCAGGUACCAAGCAAGAAUUGGUCCAGAAAAUCCGGGAUGACAUCAAAGACUUCAAGACGUCUAAGAAUUUGGAUAAGGUGAUUGUUCUGUGGACGGCCAACACGGAGCGUUUUUGCGCAGUGGAGCCAGGACUCAACACCACCGCUGAGGAGCUGCUGGACUCCAUCAACAAGAAUGCCGUCGAGAUCUCGCCUUCCACCCUCUUCGCUGUCGCAAGUAUCUUGGAAGGGUGUGCCUACCUCAACGGUUCUCCCCAGAACACGUUCGUUCCCGGCGUCAUCGAGCUCGCCACCCAAAAAGGCGUCAUGAUCGCUGGCGACGACUUCAAGUCAGGCCAGACCAAGCUGAAAUCAGUCCUGGUAGAUUUCCUCGUAAGCGCUGGUAUCAAGCCCGUGUCUAUCGUGAGUUACAACCACCUUGGCAACAACGAUGGUAAAAAUCUCUCCGCUCCCCAGCAGUUCAGAUCCAAGGAGAUUUCCAAGAGCAACGUAGUGGAUGACAUGGUGGAAUCAAACCCGAUCCUCUAUAAGGACAACAAGAAACCUGACCACUGCGUCGUGAUCAAGUACGUGCCGUACGUCGGUGAUAGCAAGCGUGCCUUGGACGAGUACACCUCUGAGAUCAUGAUGGGGGGCAAGAACACCAUCGUGCUGCACAACACCUGCGAGGAUUCCUUGCUGGCCAGCCCGAUCAUCCUGGACUUGGUCAUCCUUGCCGAGAUUUGCCAACGGAUCACUUUUAAAACGGAGAGUGAGCCAGAUUUUCAGAGUUUCCACCCCGUCAUGUCCAUUCUGAGCUACCUGUGUAAAGCUCCCUUGGUCCCCCCUGGUGCACCUGUCGUCAACGCCUUAUUCAAGCAACGUGCCUGCAUCGAGAAUAUUUUCAGGGCAUGCGUCGGGCUGCCGCCGCAAAGUCACAUGACCCUGGAGAACAAGUGCAGCGCCCUCAGUUUGAAGCAAAAGGAAAGCACCAAGAAAAAGUCUGAGACGAUAGACGGGUACAAGAAUGAAUUGACCAAUGGGAGCACACCCUUAGUAACCAAUGGCAACGGAUGUAGUAAUGGUGAACCUUGUCAUAUCGUGAAUGGACAUAUGUGACAAUAUGAGCAAUUUAGUGAUACUUUUUUUUUAAUUCAGUGAAAACCUUGAAAUUGUAGCCAUCGCAUUUAUUAUUGAAUUUUAAAGUUGAACGAAGAAACUGGGGCAAGGUUUGAACCUGCGACCUCCAGAUUGCCGCUCCGGUGCUAAACCAACUGAGCUAUUCAGCCUGUUGUUGGUGAUUCCCGAUUUAUUUAUUUACUUUUAGAAAAAAAGUCUCAUAUAGACUUAUUUUUAUUUCUAUUUCUUUUAUUUAUUGAGUCACGCUUUGCUUGUAAAAUCAGUCAAAACUUUCUUGGAAAAAAAAGAGAGAAAUAUUAGAUGUGUAAAUGAAAUCAAGUGCAAAGAAAUUAAUGAUGCUCACAAAAAUUCA